GUCCAGUUUUCGCCACCUUAACUUCAAAAUGGUUUCAGUACUAAGCAUCCUGUCAAUCAACUUAUUCACUUUGCCACUUCUGGGCCUAACUCUAGUAGCCGCCUAUUUCUAUCUCACCAAAAGACACAACUACUGGGAGGUCCGUGGCAUCCCAUACGUCACUCCAUCAUUCCUGUUUGGAAGCUUGGUGGACGUAUUUACGGGAAAACUGCAAAUAGCUGAAUACUUGGGAAGCUUACACGCCAAAUUCAAAGGGCCAUACUUUGGGAUGUACAUGAUGGGAACGCCGCAGUUGAUCGUGCGAAGUCCAGCGUUGAUCAAAGACAUCCUCAUAAGAGACUUCAACGUUUUCGACAACCGCAGUUUUUCCAGUGAUCAGAAUGCCGACCCGAUUUCAGCCAACAGCCUUAUAACAGUAAAGAACCCUAGAUGGAAAGCACUGAGGAGCAAAGUGUUGCCCAUAUACUCAACUGGGAAGUUGAAGUUGAUGUUUCAGUUGAUGUUUAAGAGCGCCAACGAUCUGGAGCAACAUUUGGAAGAACACAACAACGAGUCCAUAGAUAUACGGGAAGUUUCCGCCAAGUACAUGACAGACUUGAUAGCCACCUGUGCGUUCGGAUUUGAAGCCAAUUCAUUUGCCAAGGUGGAAUCCGAUAUCAGGAAAUUCAGCAGGACGAUGCUGGACUUCACAAUGGGGAAGUUGUUCUGCUUUCUCUCGCAUUUAUUUUUCCCCAAGUUGGUUACACUGUUCAAUCUAAGAUUUUUGGACACCAGAGCUCUGGAGAAGGUUUUUGUAUCGACCAUGGCCCACAGGGAAGAGACUAAAAUCAAGAGAAACGAUUUUAUAGAUUUGCUGCUGAAGGUUCGGGAUGAAAAGGACGAUUUGGUACUUUUCGAUACAAACACAAUGCUUGCUCAAGCCCUGACAUUCUUCAUAGCCGGAGUAGAGUCCAUUAGCAACUUGGUCUCCUUUGUUCUAUACAACUUAUGUCUAAAAGAGGAAUAUCAAGAGAGACUUCAAAAAGAAAUUCAAGAAGCCAUAAAGACCCAUGCCGAUUUAAAUUUCGAAAACAUAAACACCCUAAAAUUUCUGGACAUGGUCGUGAACGAAACUCUGCGAAAAUACCCGUUUGGAUUGUUCUUGAAUAGAGUCUGCAACCGGGACUACACGGUUAAAGAAACAGGGUUUGUCAUUGAAAAAGGAACCCCCAUCAUUAUUUCCAUCGAUGGUAUCCACAAGGACCCAGAAAUUUACGAGAGUCCCGAGGAAUUUAGACCCGAAAGGUUCGAAAAUGGUAACAAGUCUUUCUCGCAGAAUUGCACCUUCAUACCAUUUGGUACAGGUCCUAGAAGUUGCAUAGGCAUUCGUUUUGCUCUGAUGGCGGCAAAAUUGGCGAUUGUGAUGGUUCUGAGAAAAUUCAAGGUGGAAAAAUCAGCCGAUACGCCAAUGGAUAUAGUGAUAAAACCGUUUUCACCAUUUAUGACCCCAAAAAAUGGGUUGAGCAUGCGUAUAAGAAAACUCGAAUGAAUUGUUUUUGUAAUAUAUUAUUAUGACAAGGUUAAUUUAUGUACAGGUAGUUAAUAGAUAUUUAUGUCGAAAGAUUAACUUAUUUUUUUUUUAAAUAUAUUUAUAGGUAUGUAUACGUUAAUCCUCGAAUUUUGCAUGGAUUAAUUUUGGUAUAAUGAAAUAUAGCUAAAAAUAGCACAUUUUUUACAUGAAAUUAUUUUACAACUGUUUGUAUAAACAUUUAAAAUAUACCUGGGCAUUUAA
Messenger RNA from Brassicogethes aeneus, 1771 nucleotides. NCBI's taxonomy places the organism in Eukaryota, Metazoa, Arthropoda, Insecta, Coleoptera, Nitidulidae. The record is from the annotation of a GenBank genome assembly.